AUGGAAUGCAUUGCUGAAAACUUGCCUGUAACCUUGGACCAUCAUAUUCUCUCAACCAGUCCUGCUUUGCAGAGCUCUGAGCCUAUUCUUCAUUGGGACUUUGGCCGUGGGCAGAAUUUUUCAGAAUUGGUACCAAAUGUAAUAGGUAUCACAAUAACAAAAAGUCCUUGCGCAGGUGAUGUGGCUAUAAUAGGUCUGAUACUUGAUGACAGAGUUCCAGGAAUAUAUAUAGGGAUUUCUCAGUCUGCAUUUUUGACUCAGGAUACAUACUGGAGUAAUUUGACAGAUAGCCUCUGUGUUGUCCUUGAAUAUGACUGUGCUGAUCUUGGACUUUUGAAUAUUAUUUUAACCAACGCUCAUCUAGUAUUGCUUACUACUCUGGGAUUAUUUAUCAGUGAAGAUCUGCGCUAUGGAAGCUUCCGUGCAUUGAAAUUCACGAGAGCAAACUUCUGUGGAUUUGAAAGGUCUGAUUAUUACAGAGCUAAAAUAUGGUACAAUAUCCAGUGUCUGGCUAACCAAGAAGACUAUGAAGUGGAUUAUAUUGCUGUCUCAUUCAACAAAGAUAAAACAUUGAGCCAGGAAUCUACCUGUUUCUAUAGUAAGGAUCCAUUUAUGGACUGGCACAGUUGCUUGCCCCACAGAAAACAAGCUGACAGGCUGAUUUCUAGACGGGUAGUUUCUUUUAUGGUUGAUUAUCAACAGAAUACUGGCAUAGGCGUUUUAACUCAGCAGGAUAAGAGAUUCGUAUCAGUGAAUAAGUUAACAAACCACAAACUACAUGAAAAAACAAAAUUUCCAGAAUUUGGGUUUCCAGAUGCUGAGUUCAAAGCGUUUGGCAUGCUUUUCCACCCGAACAGUCAUUUUCUAUAUGUUUAUGGGAACCAGGAAAGAGACUUGAAAGUGUCACAACGCAUACCUGCACCAGAGCCUGGGGCAUUUAUUUCCUAUUAUUGUGUUUCGGCAGAUGACUUAGCUUUUGAUGGCCCUUUAUCUCUACAGUACACCACUGAAGAGCAAAUAGUGUUUUUCAGUCAUGUUCCAUCGAUUCCACUCUCUGACCAUUCCCAGUCAAGGUUCCAUGAGGGGUACAUAGGAAAAGCAUUAGAAUAUGAGAUGGGAGGAGUAGGCAUAAUCAGCAAGGUUUCUCAGCACAAGUAUCCUCCACAUUUUUUAUCAUCUGUCAUGGUUUAUGUUCUGGAACGGUUCCCUGUUGAGACCAGUGCUAGCAGCCCUUGCAUAAAAAAUACGUUAACCAUUCUGCAACCUGAUCCCGGCACUACUGCAUUUAAGCUUCAGCUUAGUGCUUCAGGUACUGACAUAUUUAAAGCAUCUGACAUUCAGAAAUCUAUCGUUAUUCUAGGAUUCAGCAGUUUUCUUAUAGUAGAUGUUACGGGAAGCCUCACUGCUUUAGCAGAUGCUACUAUGCCUCAGGUAGUGCCUUUAAAUACACCUUUUCGAAGUGGACAGUGGUUUAUGUAUGACUUUGGCACUACGAAUGGAAAAAGAUGGAAGGUUGUUACUGACAAAUGUAGGUAUACAAUGGAACAGACUGAUGAUCUACCAGUCCAUGCCAUUAAAUACAUGGAUCUUGGGUCAACACGGAGCUUUUCAUUCAGCGUAACACCAGUUAAUGUAGCUUAUCGUAUAUUUCAUAUGUACCUCAUGGAGGUAAAAGUGGGAAAGCCCAAUCUACUGGAUGUAAACACAGCAGCCUACUGGGAUGAUAACGAUAGUUACACAGUGAAAAUACGUGUUCUAAGCAAAUUUUUCAAGCAGGUGAACUACAGGCCGCCAUCUAGACUGGGAAUUGCUGUUCCACUUACAGAAAACUUUUACAAUGCUGACCCUGAAAAGCCUAGAAUGAGAGAUUAUUUUCAGGGAUCAAAAACUUCUGGAAUUUAUAAGCAAUGUGCUAACAAGACAAGUCGGUUUGAAUGUGGUUGUACAGAUAAUAUGAAGUUGUCAUUUGCUGUUGCCUUUUCAGACUGCAAGGAAAAGGCGAUCCGGAUGAAAUAUCCAGUCAUAAAACUUCCCCUCAGUUUCACCGUUGAGAAUGAGGAUGUAUCUGUAAAUAUGUCGUCUCCUUAUUUUGUCACGAUAACAGAAGUCAACAACAGAACAAACUGGGAGAUUUCAGGAACCAAUACAACAUCAAGCAUGCUGAAAAUGAGAAAAUAUCUGGAACAUAGACUCAAGAAUACACUGUAUAAUCCAGAUGGUCUCACUCUAAGCAUACAUGGAUCUGAGCUUUUCCAUUUCAGGGUAGCAAUUAUUCCUGGAACCUCCUUUUGUAGCUUAGUUGAUGAAUUUCAGAUUUAUGUUGAUGAUGCUCCCAUGGCUUUCCCAGGAGAUUAUCUUAUCACUUCAUUUACAGCUGUAGCAGUAGGAUUUAGUAUCUUUGUGGCAUUUUUUCUGCAAGCAUAUGAAAUUCAGGUAUGGAGCAUUUUGAAGCAGAAGCUAAGCAAACCAAGCAGAGUGAGUCCAAAAUUUUCUCUAAGGAAAGCUUCAACGACUUCAAGUGAUACUAGUGAAUAA
Gekko japonicus is the source of this 2535-nucleotide messenger RNA. Its product is annotated as cation channel sperm-associated protein subunit beta-like. The coding region runs from base 1 to 2535 and encodes 844 amino acids. The record is from RefSeq and is a predicted model, not a curated record. Gene Ontology annotation, cellular component: CatSper complex; cilium. NCBI's taxonomy places the organism in Eukaryota, Metazoa, Chordata, Lepidosauria, Squamata, Gekkonidae. The transcript is spliced from 20 exons.